Molecule: messenger RNA, 516 nt
Organism: Pieris macdunnoughi
Lineage: Eukaryota; Metazoa; Arthropoda; Insecta; Lepidoptera; Pieridae
Source: the annotation of a GenBank genome assembly
AUGAGUUACAAAUGGUGUGCAGUGCCUAAAUGUAAAAAUACGUCAAUUAAAACCCCGGAAAAGUUAUUUAUAUGUGUUCCAAGGAAUGUUAAAAUGCGUCGAAAGUGGUUGGAACUUUCUCGGAGGAAUUGUGAUGAAAUAAUGCCGAGUUCCAAUAUAUUUUUCUGUGAAGAUCACUUCAAUUUGCAACAAGACAUGGCAAAUUAUUGUGAGUAUAAAAUGGGUUUCAGUCAGAGGAUAAUUAUGGUGGAUAAAGUUUUACCUUCUAAAUUUAGUUGUCAGUCAGACUGCAAUAAAAGAAUUAGUGAUGCUGGCCCUUCUCGUAAAGCAUUCGUCAAGAGGCAAAGAAAGAGACUCAUUCAGGAAUGUGAAAUCACUAUACAACAACCAAUAAUAACCAAAAAUCAGCGUUCUGCUAUUAUAGAACCAACUUUACUCAAAUACCUCCCCACUGAUACAGUAGAACCUACAAUAAACAAUCAGCCUGUUGAUGAACAAUAUAUAUUGGGGUUAUAG